AUGGCUUCCAGCCCACUGCCAGGGCCCAACGACAUCCUACUUGCAUCGCCGUCGAGCGCCUUCCAGCCCGACGCACUGAGCCAGCCGCGGCCGGGGCACGCCAACCUCAAACCCAACCAGGUGGGCCAGGUGAUCCUCUAUGGCAUUCCCAUCGUGUCCUUGGUGAUCGACGGGCAGGAACGCCUGUGCCUGGCGCAGAUCUCCAACACCCUUCUCAAGAACUUCAGCUACAACGAGAUCCACAACCGCCGCGUGGCGCUGGGCAUCACGUGCGUGCAGUGUACGCCUGUCCAACUGGAGAUCCUGCGACGCGCUGGGGCCAUGCCCAUCUCUUCGCGGCGCUGUGGCAUGAUCACCAAGCGUGAGGCCGAACGCCUUUGUAAGUCAUUCCUAGGCGAAAACCGGCCGCCCAAGCUGCCGGACAACUUCGCCUUCGACGUGUCGCACGAGUGCGCCUGGGGCUGCCGCGGCAGCUUCAUCCCAGCACGAUACAACAGCUCUCGCGCCAAGUGCAUCAAAUGCAGCUACUGCAACAUGUACUUCUCACCCAACAAGUUUAUUUUCCACUCCCACCGCACCCCGGACGCCAAGUACACCCAGCCAGACGCAGCCAACUUCAAUUCCUGGCGCCGCCAUCUCAAGCUCACAGACAAGAGCCCUCAAGACGAGCUAGUCUUCGCCUGGGAGGAUGUCAAGGCCAUGUUCAACGGAGGCAGCCGCAAGCGCGCGCUGCCUCAGCCCAGUGCGCACCCGGCCUGUCACCCGCUCAGUUCCGUAAAGGCAGCUGCGGUGGCGGCCGCAGCCGCAGUGGCCGGGGGCGGGGGGCUGCUAGGCCCGCACCUACUGGGCGCUCCACCCCCGCCGCCGCCACCGCCACCCUUGGCUGAGCUGGCUGGCGCCCCUCACGCCCAUCAUAAGCGGCCGCGCUUCGACGACGACGACGAUUCCCUACAGGAGGCAGCCGUGGUGGCUGCAGCCAGCCUUUCGGCAGCCGCAGCCAGCCUCUCGGUUGCCGCGGCCACAGGCGGCGCAGGGCCGGGUGCAGGUGGUGCCGGGGGUGGAUGCGUGACCAGCGUGGGCGUGGGCGCCAGUGCGGGGGCUGGUGCAGCAGCUGGCACCAAAGGCCCACGCAGCUACCCAGUCAUCCCAGUGCCCAGCAAGGGUUCCUUCGGGGGCGUGCUGCAGAAGUUCCCGGGCUGCGGGGGCCUCUUCCCACAUCCUUACACCUUCCCAGCCGCGGCCGCAGCCUUUGGCUUGUGCCACAAGAAGGAAGACGCGGGCGCAGCGGCCGAGGCCCUGGGGGGAGCGGGCGCCGGGAGCACAGGUGCGGCGCCCAAGGCCGGUCUGUCGGGUCUCUUCUGGCCCGCGGGCCGCAAGGACGCCUUCUACCCACCCUUCUGCAUGUUCUGGCCACCGCGGACCCCCGGCGGGCUGCCCGUACCCACCUACCUACAUGGCCCUGGCUCCGGUCCUCCCUCUGCUGGGGGCGCCGGAGCACGCGACGCGCUCUUCGAGUCGCCCCCGGGCGGCAGCGGCGGGGACUGCAGUGCCGGGUCCACGCCACCCGCAGAGCCUGGAGUGACGUCCGGGACCGGGGCUGCGUCCUCCGGAACCGGUCCUUCGGGCACCCGUGUGCCGGCCCCCCAUCAUCCGCACCUCUUGGAAGGGCGCAAAGCAGGCGGCGGCAGUUACCACCAUUCCAGCGCCUUCCGACCGGUGGGCGGCAAGGACGACGCGGAGAGCCUGGCCAAGCUGCACGGGGCGUCGGCGGGCGCGCCCCACUCUGCCCCAGCGCACCAUCACCACCACCACCACCACCCACACCAUCACCACCACCACCCUCCGCAACCGCCGUCGCCACUGCUGCUGUUGCCGCCACAACCAGAUGAGCCUGGGUCGGAGCGCCACCACCCAGCCCCGCCGCCCCCGCCGCCGCCGCCCCCGCUGGCCCCGCAGCCACACCACCGAGGCCUUCUGUCCCCCGAGGGCACCAGCUGCAGCUAUCCUAGCGAGGACAGCUCGGAAGAUGAGGAGGACGAAGAGGAAGAGCAAGAGGUGGAUGUGGAGGGCCACAAGCCACUCGAAGGCGAGGAAGAGGACGGUCGAGACCUUGAAGAUGAAGAAGAAGAAGAUGAGGAGACUGGGGUCCUUCUCGGAGACUCCCUGGUUGGCGGUAGCCGGUUCCUCCAAGGCCGAGGGCUGUCGGAGAAGGGGAGCGGCCGGGACCGCACGACGCCCUCCACGGGCUCUUUCCCUCUCGCGCUGAACUCCUCCAGGUUGCUACAGGAGGACGGGAAGCUGGGGGACCCCGGAGGCUCGGACCUGCCGGCGCCCCCGCCCCCACCCCUGGCUUCCCAGAAAGCAAGCAGCGGUGGAGGCAGCAGGCCAGGCAGCCCUGUCCACCAUCCAUCACUGGAGGAGGAGCCCACAUACAAAGAUAAUCAGAAACCUAAGGAAAACAACCAAGUUAUUCUAUCUGCAAAGGAUGACAACUUCUCAGAUAAGAACAAGGAGCACAGCUUUUUCAUCACGGACACUGAUUCUUCUGGGGACUUUUGGAGAGAAAGAUCAGGUGAACACACACAAGAAACCAAUUCACCUCAUUCACUCAAAAAGGAUGUAGAGAACAUGGGGAAAGAGGAACUUCAGAAGGUUUUGUUUGAGCAAAUAGACUUACGGAGACGACUGGAGCAAGAAUUCCAAGUGCUAAAAGGAAACACAUCCUUCCCGGUGUUCAAUAACUUCCAGGAUCAGAUGAAAAGGGAGCUGGCUUACCGAGAAGAAAUGGUGCAACAGUUACAAAUUAUCCCCUAUGCAGCAAGUCUGAUCAGAAAAGAGAAGCUUGGUGCCCAUCUCAGCAAAAGCUAA
Messenger RNA from Myodes glareolus (Bank vole), 2868 nucleotides. The record is from RefSeq and is a predicted model, not a curated record. Lineage: Eukaryota; Metazoa; Chordata; Mammalia; Rodentia; Cricetidae.